Molecule: messenger RNA, 1028 nt
Organism: Mycena citricolor
Lineage: Eukaryota; Fungi; Basidiomycota; Agaricomycetes; Agaricales; Mycenaceae
Source: the annotation of a GenBank genome assembly
UUGACGAGACCUCCGCCAUGAACCAGCCAACAAGUCUAGCAGCUGCGUCUGAAGCACGGAAGGCGAGGUUGGUAGCUUUGAAGAGAAGGAAGGACGGGGCUCCUGAUGAACCUGUUGUAAAAAACCGAAACUUCGAUCCCGAGACACGUACAUUAAAGAAACGCGUACCGCUAACCGAUGAUGUGGACAUGGAGGACACCGUGGAGCGAAAUGUUACGGGUUUGGCCGAAAAGAUCAUUGCAGAGGACGAAGAGCGACGUGCGCAGGAGCUGGACAUCUUCAAUAUUGCACCAAAGCGACCGAAUUGGGACCUAAAACGCGAAACGGACAAGAAGCUAGCGAAACUACAAAGACGAACGCAAGAAGCUAUUCAUACUCUCAUCCGUUGGUACAACUUCGUUCUAUUCUGCGACACGACUGACACGAUAUCCCUUACGUCCAGGCCAGCGACUUGCAGCACAGAAGGGUGAUGCAGACGAUAUCGCUGGUGCUAUGCGUGCUCAGGAACAGGCGCGAGACGGCGAUGAUUCGGACGACGAAUAGAUGCUUUGCGUGUCACCAAAUUGUUGUAUUAUUAGUGCACACAUGUGUCUUCCCCGCGCUGUACAGCUGUCUAGAGCUGUCUGACAUGAGGAUCUCUUUCAGAGAUAAACGGGAUGGACGCUCAGAAGAAUGGCAGGUAUGGUUCCAGACCGUGUGCGUAAUUGACCGCAAAGGACGCGCAGACGCGUCGGCAAACCGAUCCCUGGACGCGUUGGUGUGUAGAUGCGUAUUUAGAUCAAUCAACCACAUGCUUCACUUUUGCCAGACGGCGCCAAGUUGGUGCGCCACGGAAUCUAUCGGUUGACCUUAUCUCAGCUGUGUGCCCGACUCGCGUGGUUGCUCAGGCCGUGUACCAAUUGUGGCUCGAACCACCACGCAUUUAAUAUCGCGAUCAGAGAGCAAACGAGUCGACUUCGCUUGGACCGAGGCAUUCCCUAUUCCGAAUCCAUAUCUUCUGCAGAAAGUCGAACGUGCCCAGUCGAAGU